AUGAAGUCUCCCUUGUCAGUAUGGACGAUUAUCGUUCAAACAGUCGGUCUUGUCUGCCUCAGUCUUCCAACCACAAUUAUCGCGCAAAGCUGCACACCCAGCACCACGACAAGCGGCAAUUGUACAAGGCAGAGGUUUUCCAAUCUAGGCGUUAUCAUCGACAGGAUUGGUGUCGUGGGCCCGGAAGAAUGCUUCUGGGACGGGCCCCCACCCACGGACCCGGCAGUUACUUCACCUGCAUAUAACAUUCCUCAGGGAUCAUGUGCUCUCAUUGCCCGUCACCCGACUCAGGGAUGGCGCUUCGGGCUCAUUCUUCCCCCACCAAGUCAAUACAAGCGUCGCUUCUUCGCAACGGGGAACGGCGGUUUCAAUGGCGGGAUUAAUUGGCCCGAGUUUUCAUUCGCUCCGCAUUAUGGUGCGGCGGUAGUUGGUACCGACACAGGACAUAAUUCAAGUGAUGCUGGUUCCGGGUCCCAGGACGGUAUGAAGUGGGUCACAGAUGCGACCAAACGCACCAACUGGGCCUACCAGGCCAUGGACGGUGCCGUUCACUUUGGGAAGAUACUCACCAAUGCAUUCUACGGUUCCGGUCUUAGUGUUGAACGGGCCUACUUCAGUGGGUGCUCGACUGGUGGUCGGCAAGGACUCAAGUACAUCCAACGACAUGCCAACGAUGCUGACAAGAUGGAUGGUGUCAUUAUUGGGGCGCCCGCGUGGAAUCUCAAGGAAAUGCUGCCGAACCAGAUGAACACAGCUAUCGCUAAUCUGCAUCGUCAAGCCGAUGGCAACAUAACUUCAACUCCGGUCUUGGAACGCGCAGAAUGGGCAGCCUUGACAGCUGCUGCUUUUGCACUCUGUGAUGCAAAGGUUGACGGAUCCAGCUCGGCUAACUACAACCCCGGUGGUGACAAAGUAGUUAGUAUCGACGACUGCUUCACAGGCAAUGAAACUGAAUACAACGAGUCUCUGAAGAGAGUCGCCCCUAAUUUGACCGAUGAGCAGCGUUUGGCAGCCGUGGCCAUUUACAAGGGGCUGGUGGUCGCGGUUAAUGGCGCCAAGAUGACUGUGUUUCCUGGUCCGCAGCCUGGAGGCGAGGCCGACUGGACACUCGCUUUGGGAACAGGGCUAGAAACGACUUUUGAUCAGGGGCUUGCGCAGUAUUGGCUUGCUGAUGCGCGUGCCGGCACACCAUGGACUGUCAACAGUUGGGAUAGCAUUUACAAAGACGGAUUGACUGGCAAGCAAUGGGUGUAUCGCGAAUCCACCAGAUCGGGUUCAACCAUCAACGAGCCCACGGCUGACGACUUCGCCGCAAUGGCUAACUACGAGGGAAAACUCUUGUUAUAUCACGGCAUCGCGGAUGGGCUCAUUCCCGUGGCUUCUUCUAACAAACUACAUCGAGAGAUCACUAAUAUCAAGGCUGAAGGGGAAUGGUUUCGAUACUUUCAAGUUCCCGGCAUGCAUCACUGCGCAUGGUAUCCAAAUGGUAAUCCGGCGAUGGGGUUCCCUUACAUUGAUACCUCUUAUCCCCCAUGGUAUAUUGCCGCGGCAUAUCAGCCUUCAACUAUCGGCUCCUCGCAAGGCUAUGGAGUUCCGGGUCAUGACGAUCCUCCGGAUCCAGCGUACGAUGCUAUUCAGGCGAUGAUUGACUGGGUGGAAAGAUCUUCUUCUCCAUCACCAGCGUCGCUUAUCGCUACAGCUUUCAAUAGCAGUUCUGUGGUCAGGACUAGGAAACUAUGUGCAUACCCGCAAAAAGCUGUCUACACGGGGUCCAACAUCAACGACAGUUCGUCUUGGACAUGUACUACAGUAUAA
Periconia digitata is the source of this 1815-nucleotide messenger RNA. The record is from the annotation of a GenBank genome assembly. Lineage: Eukaryota; Fungi; Ascomycota; Dothideomycetes; Pleosporales; Periconiaceae.